AUGACGGACAGCUUCAAAAAUGCCAUGAUCAACCGGUCGCUCGGCGACAUCAAGAACAACCUCCAAUUCCUCGUCGAGUCCAACGUCAUCACGUCGGCCCAGCACGAUAUCAUCGCCGCCCAGCUGCCCGUGUCGGCCGAGAACCCUCUCUCCCCCCCCUAA
Exserohilum turcica Et28A is the source of this 162-nucleotide messenger RNA. RefSeq lists its product as uncharacterized. NCBI's taxonomy places the organism in Eukaryota, Fungi, Ascomycota, Dothideomycetes, Pleosporales, Pleosporaceae. Bases 1 to 162 code for a protein of 53 amino acids. The transcript is spliced from 2 exons. The record is from RefSeq and is a predicted model, not a curated record.